AUGGAGCCGGCGAACCAAGGAUCUGGAGGUGGAGCAGCUUCCCAUGAUCUGUUCUCCGAGAUAUGUUCUAUUCAUUCUGAGGUGAGCCCAUGGUUUGCCUUUAAUGUAGUUGUCUGUAAAUCUAUCAUAGAGCAGUUCAUUGGUUCUUCUAUAGCAUAUCGGCUUGAAGAUCGCCGCAUGUUGUGCUACUUCUUUGAUUUCAAACACAAAUGUGUCCAUGUUAUUGACCCUAUAUACAACAAAGAUCAAUCAUUGAUUUUUGAACAAUUGCAUCAUCCAAAUGUCUCUAAGGCAGUAUCGGUUUGUAACCGUAUUGAAAUGUUCUUUGAAAAUUGGCAUCAUAAGAUGCAGGACUGGAAUAUAAAUUUUGUACAGCCGACUGUUAUGGAUCCAACCUCGGAUGAGACAGGUCUUUUAACUCUGUUGUACAUUCGGGAAUUUGAUGGCUGCAAGAUCCGCAAUUCUAAUAGGCUAAUCCUUAUGGCAGACACCUUCGGCGAGUAUGACAGCAACAUCACCGACACAUUGUGGCCAUCCGGCGGAAAGCAUAGCAACAAGGACAGUUUCAGCUUGUCUGGGCAACACUCCCUGUUUGGUUCUAAGAAAAGAGCUUUGUUGGAUAGUAUUGGUUUCCGUGGAUUGCUCAAAGUACACAAUCAGUGUUUGCAGUGCAGGAAUCUGAUCCUCUCCCUACUUAGUUGCAUGGAUCCAAAUACUGGCACUAUAGUUCAUAAAAGUGAACUUACAGUUACAGACAGAGAUGUGAACCUGGUUCUUGGCAUACCAUACAGGGGAGAGGAUGUAUAUCUGAGGACCAGAUGUACUAGAAUAGUUGACAGCAUGAAGGGAGCACUUCUUCCUGAUAGUGAUUGUGAUCUUAACAUGGAAGCAGUACCUGAAAUCUUAUUGAAAGACUCUGGUAGAAAGAUGAAUAUAAAGGAAAGACAGGUCUUUUAUCUAGAUAAUUUAAAUUUUGGAUUUAUGACUCCACGCCACGACAUACUACCAAGGAUUAGCAAGUAUACACCUCGUCUUGUGUCAGAGCUUCUUUCAUUUGGCCGCGGAAGCAACAUGUCAUAUAAAACACUCCGAUUUGGACAGUGCAAGAUGUACCAAAAGGUAUAA
Miscanthus lutarioriparius is the source of this 1125-nucleotide messenger RNA. NCBI's taxonomy places the organism in Eukaryota, Viridiplantae, Streptophyta, Magnoliopsida, Poales, Poaceae. The record is from the annotation of a GenBank genome assembly.